Messenger RNA from Colletotrichum karsti, 1725 nucleotides. RefSeq lists its product as uncharacterized. The record is from RefSeq and is a predicted model, not a curated record. The transcript is spliced from 4 exons. Bases 1 to 1725 code for a protein of 574 amino acids. Lineage: Eukaryota; Fungi; Ascomycota; Sordariomycetes; Glomerellales; Glomerellaceae.
AUGAGAAUCCUUCCGCUCUCAUUUUGCGCCAUCGCCCUCGUUCUGCCUUCGGCAGUCAGGGCGGCUGGCAGCCUGCCUACGGUCGACCUCGGCUACGAAGUCCAUCAAGCCAUCUCCCUGAACGAAGAAACGGCGCUCUACAACUUUAGCAACAUCCGAUACGCCCAACCUCCUGUCGGCUCUCUUCGUUUCCGCGCUCCGCAACCGCCCACGGGUCGGGUUCAAGCCGUCCAGGUUGGCGAGCAAGGAAGAAUCUGCCCACAAGCCAUGCCUGAAUGGACCGAAAUCACUCGCCAAUUUGUGCCAGCAUUUGCUGCUGGUAAUCAGUCCACCUUCAAUUACACUCAGGCGGCAGCCAUUGCUGAAGCUCAGCGGGCUCAGCGACAAUGGCCAGCUCCCUGGGCAAAUCCCAACAAUCACACUACCGAGGACUGUUUGUUUCUGGACGUUGUCGUUCCCAAAGCCGUCUUCGAGGGUGGAAGGAACAACACGGGCUCGAAUGGUACGACGAGCACUGCUGACAAUGUCCACCAAGGCGCUCCUGUUCUUGUCUGGUUACACGGUGGCGCAUAUGCGAUCGGAAACAAGGUGUACGACAACAGCGCGGAUCCCAGCGGCCUGAUCAAGACGAGCCAGGCGAAUGGCAGUGCUGGAAUCAUCUACGUCAGUAUUAAUUACAGACUCGGUGCUCUUGGUUGGCUGGCUGGCCCAUCUCUGCAAGCUGCUGGAGGGCUCUCUAAUGCUGGACUAUUGGAUCAAAGGCUGGCUCUUGAAUGGAUAAGAGACAAAAUCCAUCUUUUCGGAGGGGACCCGAAUCGGGUCACUGUGACGGGAGGAUCUGCUGGAGGAGGGAGCAUUGUGCACCAUAUCACCGCUCGGGGUGGUUUGGUUCCCGCUCCAUUUGCGCAAGCAAUUACCGAGUCGGCUGGCUGGCUCCCAAUCACAUCGCAAUACCAACAAGAGAACGCGACAAACACCUUUUUGCGCUACCUCAAUGUCAGUACUAUUGAGGAAGCACAGAAUGCGUCGACCGAAGACGUCAUACUCGCCAAUGCAAAGGCUGUCGGGUCAUCUCAUUGGGUUUCAUUCACAUACGGCCCUGUGGUUGAUGGCGGAUUGGUGCCGGCUCUUCCCGGAAUUUCUCUUCUCAAGGGCGAGUUCGAUCACAACGUCUCCGUCAUGACAGGCCACGUGUCGGAUGAGGCACCUUACUUCACUCCGCCAUUUGUCAAAACCGAUGAGGAAAUGGCUACGAUGCUUCGCGGCAUGUUUCCGACGAUACAAGACCAGGCAGUAUCUCAUAUCCUGGGAAACUUGUAUCCAGAGUCCGGUAUUGAUAGGACGAUGCAGUUCAUCGCCGAGACUGGCCUUACCUGCAACACCAACUACCUUUCCAAGGCAUUCGGCAACAAUACCUACAACUACGAGUUUCGGGUCCCGCCCGGAGUCCAUGGUACAGACUUCCCGUACAUCUUCUACAGCGGACCGGACGAGACUGAGAACGGAAGUCACGGAGGAGUCAACAUCAAGCUGGCCCGUACUCUUCAGGGCUACGUCAGCAACUUCGUGCAGUUCGGUAGUCCAAACGGGCCUGGCCUUCCUAACUUCCCAAUCACUGGGAGUAACUCGAGUAUGCUGGCGUUGAAAGUUGGCAGCGCGGAGAUUGUGGAGGAUACGACGGCGAAUGAGAGAUGUGCUUGGCUUCAAAAAGCACUUUACGCUUGA